Molecule: messenger RNA, 1719 nt
Organism: Aspergillus puulaauensis
Lineage: Eukaryota; Fungi; Ascomycota; Eurotiomycetes; Eurotiales; Aspergillaceae
Exons: 1
Coding region: 1-1719 (572 amino acids)
Source: RefSeq, a predicted model, not a curated record
AUGGCUUUCUCGCUGAGCAUCCAAACCCAAACCUUGGGAGAAUGGGCCUCAUUAGGGCUCGCCAGCACAUCACUGAACAUGUCCAUGCCCGACCACGUCCUCCGCACACAAGCUGAUCUCGGCGAACUGGACGCAUUCUACAAUAUUGAUAUAUCCACCCGCCGACACGCCGCACUGCAUGAUUAUCACCAGAACGAGCAGGACCUGCUCGCCCAGAUUGAUUUCGAUGCGUUGGACCAGCAGGGCCGCGUGGACUAUAUCAUGCUCCGCACGUAUCAUACACGGCAACUGAAUAACCUGGACUUGGAGAGGUCGUCGCAAGAGGAGUUUUCCCCGUUGAUUCCGUUUGCGGAGGAGUUGGUGACGCUGCUUGAGAAGAGACAGGAUGUUGAGACGCUGGAUGCGAAGGGGGCUGCGAAGGCGCUGGAUGAUAUCAAUAAGUCUAUCACCAAGGUCCAGGGGAAAGUGCAGAGCGGGGGGUUUAAUGUCACCGAGACGACUGGGUAUCUAGCCAGCAAGGCCAUAACAGACCUCCUUGACCAUCUGGGGGAGUGGUACGGUUUCUACUCAACAUAUGACCCCCUUUUCGACUUCUGGGUUACAACGCCCUGGACGACAGCGAACACGACGCUCACCGAGUACUUGACCACCGUCGAAACAGAACUAGCGGGUAUGCACCAGGAAGGCAAAGAAGACGCAAUAAUUGGCGAGCCGAUCGGGCGGAAGGGCCUGGAAGUCGAGCUCGAGGCUGAGAUGAUCUCGUACACACCCGAAGAACUAAUCCAGAUCGGAAACCAGGAGCUGGAGUGGUGCAUGGCCGAGGUCAAAAAGCAGUCGCGCGCUCUUGGAUACGGUGAUGACUGGGCGAAAGCCCUGGAGCAUGUUAAGAACGACUAUGUUGAGCCGGGGAAGCAGACGGCGCUGGUGCGCGACCUUGUUAAUGAAGGGAGUAACUUUGUCACGGAUCGCGAUCUCGUUACGGUGCCCCCGCUGGCGAAUAGUACCUGGCGCAUGGUCAUGAUUGGAGCUGAGCAGCAGAAGGUGUCGCCGUUCUUCCUGGGUGGACCGACGAUCUAUGUCUCGUAUCCUGUUGUGUCGAUGGAGCAUGAUCUGAAGCUCAUGGUGAUGCGCGGGAACAACAGGCAUUUUGCGCGUGCGACGGCGUUUCAUGAAAUGUUCCCUGGUCAUCGACUGCAGCUUUACAUGGCGGACCGGUAUAACAGCCAUCGAAAAGAGAUCUUCGAUACGCCGUUCUUUGUAGAGGGCUGGGCGCUGUAUUGGGAGAUGCUGUUUUAUGAGCGAGACGACUUCCAUCGCUCGCCUGAGGGCCGGAUUGGAGCGCUCUGGUGGCGGAUGCAUCGCUGUCUGAGGAUCAUUUUCUCGAUCAAGUUCCAUCUGGGCGAGAUGACGGCGCAGGAGGCGGUUGACUUGCUGGUUGAUACGAUCCACCAUGAGAGGAGCACCGCCGAGGGAGAGGUACGGCGAUCUGUUGAGGGCACUUAUUCGCCGCUCUACCAGGCUGGAUAUAUGCUGGGUGCGUUGCAGCUGUGGAAACUGAGAGAGAUGGUGGUGGAUUCUGGGGAGAUGGGCCAGAAGGAGUACCACGACGCGAUCUUGAAGCUGGGUGUGUUGCCUAUUGAGAUGGUCAAGGUGGUUAUCACGGGCGAAGAGCUCUCGCGCGACUUUAAGCCGGGCUGGAAGUUUUAUGACUUUAAUUGA